Molecule: messenger RNA, 550 nt
Organism: Elaeis guineensis (African oil palm)
Lineage: Eukaryota; Viridiplantae; Streptophyta; Magnoliopsida; Arecales; Arecaceae
Source: RefSeq, a predicted model, not a curated record
AAAACCACCAUCGCUCAGCUGGUCUACAAUGACUCCAAGGUCAAAGAAUAUUUUGAUCUGACUGGAUGGGUUUGUGUAUCCGAUGAUUUUGAUGUUCCGAGGCUAACAAAGGCCAUCAUCGAGUCUAUUACUGAAAAAUCAUGUAAUCUUACAGAAAUCAGCCCACUUCAAAAUUCUCUCAAGAAAAAAGUGGAGGGGAGGAAACUAUUGCUUGUCCUAGAUGAUGUCUGGAAUGAGCAACAAAGCCUUUGGGAGACCUUAAGAAUCCCUUUUGUUGGAGCAGAAACAGUAGCAAGAAUUAUCGUGACAUGUAGGAAUGAUUCGGUUGCCAAGAUCAUGCAGACGGUGCUUCGUUAUCAUCCUGGCUACUUGUCUGAAGAGGAGUCUUGGUCAUUAUUCAAGCAUUAUGCAUUUGGUGGUCGAGACCCUGAAGAACGACCACACUUGGCGGAUGCUGGUAAGCAGAUUGUCGAGAGAUUGUCGAGAAGUGUUCCGGUUUACCAUUGGCUGUGAGGACGAUAGGAAGCCUUCUAAGACAUGAGACGGAUGA